This is a messenger RNA of Labeo rohita (rohu), 563 nucleotides long. RefSeq names its product pro-neuropeptide Y. The transcript is spliced from 4 exons. Gene Ontology annotation, cellular component: extracellular region. Gene Ontology annotation, molecular function: neuropeptide hormone activity; neuropeptide Y receptor binding. The coding region runs from base 150 to 443 and encodes 97 amino acids. The record is from RefSeq and is a predicted model, not a curated record. NCBI's taxonomy places the organism in Eukaryota, Metazoa, Chordata, Actinopteri, Cypriniformes, Cyprinidae. Gene Ontology annotation, biological process: neuropeptide signaling pathway; feeding behavior.
GUGGUAAGCGCUGUACUUAACGAGACAAGCUCCAGAUCUGCUAUAUAAGACACGAGCAAUCAUCUUCAGUCAGUCAGAACAUCUUGUGGUCCCAGAGAGCCGCGCUGUCAAUCAGAUCCUCUCACGAAAGAGUCUCUCAUCAGAGGAAAAUGCACUCUCAUCAGCUGGUGUUUAUGGUCAUUACUGUAAUGUGGAUAGUGACAGUCACAGAUGCGUAUCCAGACACAGCCAUCCCUGCAGAGGAGAUGACCAAAUAUUAUUCUGCGCUGCGACACUAUAUCAAGCUCAUCACACGACAAAGAUAUGGGAAAAGAAGCAGUCCUGAGCCUGUGUUCUUGAGUCUGCUGCUGAGAGAGACACCAGAAAGCAGUCCUGAGACAACAUAUGAGGAAGCAGACACUGAAAAUGACAAGAUCAGAUCAAAGGAAAUAUUCUUUUGGUAAUGGAAGAUUUUUGCCAUCCAUCAUCAAGUGAUGUCAGUGGUGACCAGAGAGUGGCAGUGUGGAGCUUUAAACCUUUGCUCUGAUACUGUUUUCACACAAUUUGGUCAUUAUGUUCUGUAU